AUGAGGAAUGAACAGUGUCUUCAAGAAAUAACAGGCAAGAUUUACAUAAAUCAUAAGUAUAUUCCCUACCGUGUGAAGAUGUCCUGGAUCCAUGAGCUAAUGUUAAAGGGUGAGCUAUAAUAUGUGGAGAAAAAAAAAUUUGUAUCAAAAGAAUUGUCGGUAAGGUGUUGUAGUGCUGUGAAUUGACCACACCUAUCUACGACUGUAAGUAAAAAAGGCCAUAAGAUACACUUGUAUUUGUGUUAGCACUUACAGGCGACGAAACCAAUGAGAGCAGAAGCCUUUCGUCACAGAGAAAGGUAUCUGUCCAAGUGGUGCCAGACGUUUGGGACAUAUGACACGUGGUAUGCAAGGUUAGGGUCUGUCUAAUGUAAUGGGGUUCAACUUUUUCUACAGCUGAAGCUAGCCAGUUUUACUGGCAGCCGCUUAAGGAGACUUCGUUAUUACCCAAGGUUUCCUCCAUCCCUAAGGAAAUCCUUUAGAUCAACUAUAAAUUCAACCCCCUGUUAAAUACUGACACUCCGACUCGUUAAUAAGGACACUUUUUUUUCCUAUCAGAACUUUGUCAAAAAACAAAGUUUUCUCGACUUUUUCACGGCCAUGAAUUGCAUCUAUUAGCCCCUUUGGCCUUUCUAAAUACCGAAAUAACAGAUUUCCCUUCCAUUUCAUGUGGUUCAACUAGUGAAAUCCCUACCCUUUCAUAUACCUGAAGCCCUGAAAAAAGUGCCCUUUCGGGCGGAGCCUUUCCGUAUAGGCCAUUAUAAAGACUCACCCCUCAGCCCCAGGGAAACAGAGUUUCAUGUUCAAUCAAAUAGUCCUCAUGUGUGGUUAGUUCUGGUUUGUAUUUUCCCACAAAUUGAAUAAAUAUGUGAUACUCAAUAUGUAAUUUUAAAACCUCUCUACUCCUUUUUGGUGCAAGUACGUGCCGUUAGAGUAAAGAGGUGGCUGAUAAGUAUGAGCCAAGUUACGAGACGUAUUAACGGUAAUUUGCCAUUCAAAGUGGUGAUAAUAAAAAUUGAUUGUUCAAAUCGUGUCACAAUAGAUCUACCCAGUUUUAAAACCUGAGUUUGUUACUGUAUUUUCCUACAGCGUUGCUUUUAAUAAUAGUUAAGAUCGGAUCGCAUUUCACCUAUAAAUAAUAUGAAAGUAUUUGGCCCUUGGACAGAUUUUUGAAAUUCUUUACUCGUUGUUGCUAUUUUUAUAUAUAUCGAAAGCGUUCUUCGGCUCUGCUUUUAAAAUCUCCUUCAAACAUCUCAGCGACUUAUAAAAUGCUCAGUGACUUCCGUUUUCUCUUUUCUCAGGCAGAGAAGCACCCUGUAUCGUGAACUGUCAUUGGAUUCACGAUUCAGUAGAUUAAGGACCAAAGAAAUGCCCAUACCCUGACACACAAUACGAAAGGAGCUGCAUUAAACAUCAUCGGGCUGCAUGCCACAAACAAAAUUGUCUCACCAAAAUUUAUGCUAACUCCCGGGCUUGGGAGGGACGUAUACCCGAAGUUACUUGAGAUGGUGUACAACUUAGGCAAAAUUUAGUAGGGAGCUACGAUGAUGGCAACGACAACGGCCAAAAACGCAAUAAGCUUAGAAGAGCAAAACAAGAACUUUGCACGUGCAUCACACUUUUUCGUACAUUUCUUUGCCGUCCUCCGACGUGAUAUGACCAAAGUUUAAGUCGACUUGAGAACGGGAACGACAAGGCAAUAAAUUUAAGCAUCCAAGCGCGGUGCCCGCUCGUCAGUUCCAAAAAAAAAAACUAGUUUGAACCUCAUUUCCCUUCUUUCAGGUAACUGUUUUACUUGGUAUAAGGCGGAAAACGUUUGAAAGGUGGAAAGUCGAUUUCACAGCGACGUUCCCAUUGGCGUCGCCUUCGUCGGAUCCUGAG
This is a messenger RNA of Porites lobata, 1881 nucleotides long. NCBI's taxonomy places the organism in Eukaryota, Metazoa, Cnidaria, Anthozoa, Scleractinia, Poritidae. The record is from the annotation of a GenBank genome assembly.